Molecule: messenger RNA, 579 nt
Organism: Brenthis ino (lesser marbled fritillary)
Lineage: Eukaryota; Metazoa; Arthropoda; Insecta; Lepidoptera; Nymphalidae
Source: the annotation of a GenBank genome assembly
AUGGCAUUACUUCCACUGUUAAUAGAUUACGAUUUGAGACCGAGACGGCUUCGAGAUCAGCUUUAUGGCCUGGAUUUGUCUACUGAUGAUUUCCUAACCGACAUUUUCGAUCGUCCGUCACGACGUAAUUAUUUACGUCCAUGGAGAAACCUGUCAUCAUUGUCGCGAGACGUUGGAUCUACCAUCAAAAGUGACAAGGACAAGUUCCAAGUUAAUUUAGAUGUACAGCAUUUUUCACCUGAAGAGAUUACUGUGAAAACAGUGGAUAACUAUAUAGUAGUUGAAGGCAAACACGAGGAGAAGAAAGACGAACAUGGCUUCAUAUCUAGGCAGUUUAAACGCAGAUACGCAUUACCAGAAGGCUGUAACCCAGAGAUGGUGGAAUCUAAGCUUUCAUCUGAUGGUGUUCUGACAAUAUCCGCUCAAAAAGUUUCUGAAAAGAAAAACGAAAGGAUUGUACCGAUUUCUCAAACUGGACCAGUUCGGAGAAAGAUUCAGGACAGUGAGGAAAAAGAGCAGCCGAACGGAGAAGCCGAAGAAGCCGAAGAAGUUAAAACCCCUCAAAAGAAGAGAAGGCGA